UGGUCAAGAAGUCACUUUCUCCGAUAUCAAAGAAGAGUCAUAGAGUUAUCAACUUUGUCUCCCAUGAAUAGUUUCAUAUGAUUAGUCCACGAAUAGUAUAAGUGGAUGGUCAAUCACUCUUCCUCAAUUAGUAAGCCGACAAACACGAAUACGAAGACUAUAACAUAUCACAAUCAUAGACACGAAUACGAUUCAGGGGAUUCAUACGGACUCAAACCGGCAAACAGCUUCAACCUCUGAGUCAUACUCAGCGGCAUCAAACGCGAUGCGGGGAGUAGUAUAAGAAUCCCCAGUUCAUCUAGUACUAAGGAUAUUGAAAAUCACAAACACAAUUACAACACCAAUUCAAAUAGUUAUUACCACCAACAACCAUAACCAUGUCUCUAGACUUCACCACUUUCGACGUCUUCACGACCAUCCCCUUCCGGGGCAACCCCCUCGCCAUCGUCCACGUACCAUCAAACAUCCAACUCGCGCAGAACCAAAAGCAACUCAUCGCACGAGAGUUCAAUCUCUCAGAGACAGUCUUCCUACACGAGCAGACACCCGCGGAUAUAAAAGCCCGUAUCGCACGUAUCGACAUAUUCACCGCGUUAGCUGAAGUCCCAUUCGCAGGGCACCCCACCGUAGGAACCGCCAACUACCUCUUACACCACCUACACCUAGACUCCGCGCACGUACUAUCCACCAAAGCCGGACCCUUACCUUUCAAAGAAAUAACAUUCCCCCCAAACUCAGAAGCCGGUGCUCAAAUCAGCGUCGCGCAUAACAUGCACAUCCACUCCACGCCCUUCGCGGGUACACCGUACUCUCAUUUUCCGGUUGUUAGUAUCGUAAAUGGUAUGAGUAUGAUCCUAGCCCGACAACCCGACCUCGCGGCCUUGGCCGCGCAGACGGGGAAUUUAGUCGGGAUUGAGAAUACAUACGGCGCGAGCGCGAAAUUAGACGAGGGAUGGCGGAACGGGCCUGUUCUUAGUUAUUUCUACGUCGAUCUCGGUGUUACUGGCGGCGUGAGGAAAUUACGCACGCGUACCCUGAGUUCGAGAGAAGAUCCGGCGACUGGUAGUGCGGCGUCGGCUUUGACUGCUUAUUUGACGCUUAGUGAAGGCAAGGAGGGGUCGUUGGUUAGGAAGUAUGAGAUUACGCAGGGUGUGGAGAUGGGGAGGAGGAGUGUUAUUCGCGUGCAGGUUACGCUGAAUGAGGCGCGUGAUGGGAUUCGGGAGGUUUUGCUUUCUGGGAGUGCGGUUAGGGUAUUGGAGGGGAAGGUUCCUAUUCCGGAUGUUGGGUUGGCGGUCUAUGAGUAAGUGGGCUGUCGUUUGUAGUUUACAGAGCUGCUUGUUUUGCGACUUGAAUCAAACUACAUGGAAUGGAAACCUUGGAGAGGGGAGAGCGUUUGAGUAUAAAUGCCUAGGGGGAUCGUUGGUUAUUUUCGUGUUUUGUCGUCAUAAGAUGUGAUGCUCUAGGAGUUCACCCUCCAACCACAUACUCUGUAUAUACCAUACGUGCUCAACCA
Molecule: messenger RNA, 1513 nt
Organism: Hypoxylon trugodes
Lineage: Eukaryota; Fungi; Ascomycota; Sordariomycetes; Xylariales; Hypoxylaceae
Product: Diaminopimelate epimerase-like protein
Exons: 2
Coding region: 378-1304 (308 amino acids)
Biological process (GO): biosynthetic process
Cellular component (GO): cytoplasm
Molecular function (GO): isomerase activity
Source: RefSeq, a predicted model, not a curated record